AUGUUCAACGACGUUUAUGUCCUUGUACCUGGGGGCUCUUUCGCAAUAACGUCCAUUACUGUCACCCCCCACCCCCCCCCCCCUCCCCUCUGCUGGAAACUGAAGAAGGAGCGUUACUAUCGCCAAGUUGACCCGUUUCUUAUGAACGCGCCGAAGACCAAAGCGAAAGCUCCUACCCGAAACGCAUUGGAAGAUGCUGAAGAGCACAGAUUUGCAUCUCGUAUACAUGAAUACGUUGAAGGGGAAAUGCGCUGGAAAAUUCCUUUGCACGGAUCGCACAAUACCCAUUUUCGCCCGCCCGUCUCCGAGUGUGGUCGGCCCGUUCUCAAGGUGUCGGCGCCGGUGCAAGCGAUAAGCUGUCAGCGUUUAUCACAGCGGCCUCGCUUCUCUGAGGCC
Molecule: messenger RNA, 396 nt
Organism: Iphiclides podalirius (scarce swallowtail)
Lineage: Eukaryota; Metazoa; Arthropoda; Insecta; Lepidoptera; Papilionidae
Source: the annotation of a GenBank genome assembly